Molecule: messenger RNA, 1065 nt
Organism: Lathyrus oleraceus (garden pea)
Lineage: Eukaryota; Viridiplantae; Streptophyta; Magnoliopsida; Fabales; Fabaceae
Product: toMV susceptible protein tm-1(GCR26)
Exons: 2
Coding region: 1-1050 (349 amino acids)
Molecular function (GO): catalytic activity
Source: RefSeq, a predicted model, not a curated record
AUGGUACUUUUUUUUCUCAUGAGCAUCAAGUGGUCUCCUUUUCUGUUAUGGUCGCACCUUGUUGUGUUGUGCGCAUUCAAGAAAGGUUCUACUCAUCCACAAGUAGCCAUUCCUGAAUCUGUUGAACACUUCCAUGAGGAUCUGGGUUCUGUUUCAAAUAAAUCAAGCUUUGGGGCUAUUGUCUAUGCACUUGAUGAAUUCCCAGAUGCAAAACCAGAAACUUUGAAGAAAACACAGUUGAUAUUGCAGCAAUUUAAAUAUCAAAUAGAUAAAGGAGUUCCUAUUAUAGGAGCUGGUGCUGGGACUGGAAUAUCUGCCAAGUGUGAAGAGGCUGGAGGAGUUGAUUUAAUAGUAUUGUACAACUCAGGGCGCUUCCGAAUGGCUGGGAGAGGUUCAUUAGCAGGGUUAUUACCAUUUGCCGAUGCUAAUGCUGUUGUGCUUGACAUGGCCAAUGAAGUUCUGCCAGUGGUAAAGAAGCUACCAGUUCUUGCUGGUGUAUGUGCAACUGAUCCCUUCCGACGAAUGGAUCACUUCCUUAAACAGGUGGAGUCUAUUGGAUUCUCUGGGGUACAAAACUUUCCAACUGUUGGGUUGUUUGAUGGUAAUUUUAGGCAAAAUCUUGAAGAAACUGGCAUGGGAUACAACUUGGAAGUUGAGACGAUCCAAAAAGCUCAUAAAUUGGGGCUCUUGACAACUCCAUAUGCAUUCAAUCAACGUGAAGCCAUUGAAAUGGCUAAAGUUGGCGCUGAUAUUAUUGUUGCCCAUAUGGGUCUAACCACAACAGGCUCCAUAGGUGCAAAAAAUGCUGUUUCCCUUGAUGAAAGUGUAGUUCUUGUACAGGCUAUUGCAGAUGCUGCACAUAGGAUCAAUCCUAAUACUAUUGUGCUAUGCCAUGGGGGCCCAAUUUCUGGUCCAGAAGAGGCAGAAUUUAUAUUGAAGAGAACCAAAGGAGUCCAUGGUUUUUAUGGGGUUUCAAGCGUGGAAAGACUACCAAUGGAACAGGCUAUCACAAAUACAGUCAAACAAUACAAGUCAAUCUCUAUCCAUUGAGGUUCAAUAUGCAUG